UGUGAUACUUUGCUUGCAUUGCAUCUUUGCUCAGCAUCCCGCAGCAUCUGUCAGAUGCUCGUGAGAUGAAGUGAUGACUGACAUUCAUAGUAAAUAAGGUUUUUGGUCUGUUAAUAGUAUAAGAAAAUGUAAAUAUUUGUGACAAAUUACGUCUCCAAGUGUGGAGCAAAAUUUAUCGUGCAAAAUUUGGACUUCGGAGAAUGGGAGGGACAAUGGGACGAAUGCAAAAAGUGUAUAGGCAUGUCUGGGCGGGUGUAAGGACUUCUUGGCCGCUUAUUAUAUGGAUUGGUGUAAAUUAUGGAAUAUUUAAGACACAUUAUUCAAAAUACAAGAAUGCACCUGAACAUUAUUUCCUUAGAGCUAUCAUUGGACGUGGUUUAUGUAUCUCAAGAGCCACAGCAGCAAUGUUGAACUUGAGUUGCUGUAUUUUAGUAUUAUCCAUGUGCCGAUCUCUGAACCUUUUUCUUCACUAUGUACUUAGUUUGAUAUCAAGGCGAGCCCUCUUGUUCUGGAUUGAAAAUGCAAAGACUGCUCACAUUAUUUGUGCUGGUACUGUAAUUGUUGAAUCAGUGGCACACACAAUUGCUCAUUGCAUUAAUGCUGUUAAUUUUUCAAUUCAUUAUGAUAAAAAUCACCCGUCCCUGAACUGGGCAAAAUAUGCUGAACAACCUGCCUGGGAAAUGAUUCUUACCUCAGUUGUUGGAAACACUGGUAUAAUAAUGGUGUGCCUUUUGUCAAUGAUGAGCAUUACAUCCAUCAAAUGUAUUCGUGAAAAACAUUACCAACUAUUCUGGAUUGUACAUCAUUUAUAUUUGCCAUUUUUAAUAGUUUUGUUGUGUCAUCCUCUGAGUGGGAAACUGAAAGAACAGAAGAAGAAUGUAAACAUAAAUUGUAGUGGAAUGUCCAAUAAUAUUUCUCUACAAUUUAGAGAUUUAUGGAAUUAUCAGGAAUUAUUACAAAAUGGCACACAAUGUGAAACUGAACCUACUUGGAUGUGGAUUGUACCACCUCUCUUUCUAAUUGUUUUUGACCGCGUAUUCUGGAUAUUAAAACGCAACUCAAAAAAACUGAGUGUGAUGCAAGUUGCACGCCUACCUGGAUCAGUGGUUCAUUUGGUCCUUCAAAGCCCCUCCAAAAAUUUCAUUUGCAGACCUGGACAGUAUAUUUUGCUCCAGUGCCCAAUGAUUUCUUCUGUAGAAUGGCAUCCAUUUUCAGUUGUUUCUUUUUGUUCCUCUGAUCAUCCAAGUCUGUCAGUUCUGAUUAGAGCAAAAGGUGAUUGGACAGAAGAACUUCUUAGUCGGGUUUUAGUCCCAUUUGCUCAAGGAACUUAUGCCUCCAAACUACUCAACAAAACAUCAUGUAAGCCAAUAAUAUUUCUUGUGGAUGGACCAUUUAGGAGUCCUUUAGAAGAAGUUUUGAACUCUUCAGUUGCAGUGUGCAUUGCUGCUGGAAUAGGGAUUACUCCUUUUAUUGCAAUUCUUAACUACUUAUUGAACUCCACUCUUCAGAAUACCCCAAGAAGACUUCACCUCUUGUGGCUGCUGCAAGAUGCAGAACAGUUGUUAUGGUGUGCCAAAUUGCUUUGUGAUCUUCAUGAGAAGUUCUGGCAGGCAAAUGUACCAGAUAAAUUUUUCAUUCAAGUGCAUAUAACCAGAAAUUAUAAUGCAGUCAAAAUUCAGAAGGCUAUAAAUGAUGACUGUAAACUGCUGGUGCAGAGGAUAUGGAAAGGCCGCCCUAACUGGCAUGAAAUAUUUAAUGAAUUACUGGAUAUGUAUUCUGGGCAAACUGUUAAUGUGUAUGCUUCUGGACCCAAGUGCCUGAUCUCUGAAGUUGGAACUUGGUGUAAUAAUAUGAAAGACAAAGGCUUAUCAAUGAGAUUUUUUCAUGAAAUCUUUUGAUUCUGCCCAUUGAUCAUGACAGUCAGGAAAGUAAUGUGUUAGUUUUAAUAUUUUAUUUUUGUAGCAAUGUUUUAUAGUUAGUUACUAUUGAUAGUUACAUUAGUUAAUGAAUAGUUACCAAGCAAUUGUGAGUUUAAAACAUGUACGUGAAAACAGUAAAAUUUGUCUAAUACAGAAACUGAUGAUUCUGUCUAAAAUAUGUUGUUGUCGUGGCAAGUUUCUGUCGUACAGAGAGUUACCAGAACUUCACUACAUAACUUAAAUAUGUUGUCUUUUAUAUAAUUUUGGAUAUAAGAUAAAAACUGCAACCAGGGAAGAAGAAGAUUCAACAAGGUUACAGUA
Gryllus bimaculatus (two-spotted cricket) is the source of this 2240-nucleotide messenger RNA. Lineage: Eukaryota; Metazoa; Arthropoda; Insecta; Orthoptera; Gryllidae. The record is from the annotation of a GenBank genome assembly.